This is a messenger RNA of Gossypium arboreum, 429 nucleotides long. RefSeq lists its product as uncharacterized. NCBI's taxonomy places the organism in Eukaryota, Viridiplantae, Streptophyta, Magnoliopsida, Malvales, Malvaceae. The coding region runs from base 1 to 429 and encodes 142 amino acids. The record is from RefSeq and is a predicted model, not a curated record. The transcript is spliced from 3 exons.
AUGACUGCACCGAUAGAAUAUCAUUCUAGUAAGGCCAAUGUGGUUGCCAAUGCUCUCAGUUGUAGAGUGAUGACUGAAUUACGAAUUCCGGAUAAGCAGUUGAGGGAUGAGUCUCUGGCUUUGCGGUUUCAUCAGAUAAAGAGUGGAAGUACUUCUGAUUUUAGACUAAAUAAGAAUAAAGUUCUGUGUUUUCGAGGUCGGGUUUGUGUACCGAAUGAUUCUGAUUUGAGACAGUCAAUUCUGAUGGAGGCUCGUAGUAGCCCUUAUACUAUGCAUCCCAGUGGUAAUAAAAUGUAUCACGAUCUUCGUGAGUUGUAUUGGUGCUCGGGUUUAAAGCGUGAGGUGGCGGAUUUUGUUGUUCGUUGUUUGAUGUGCCAACAGGUUAAGGCUGAGUACCAGUUGCCUUCAGGAGACGAUAGACUUCGUUAG